ACUGAAUUUGAUCGGUGGCAAUCAGACGUGUAUUCACACAGAGCGCAAAAAUCAGAGAAAAUCACUAUGAAAAGAGAGCGAUCAUCCGAAAGAAAGAGCUACAGCUCGUCAAAGAGGCGCUGCAUCGAUGCCUCGUCUAAUCGUGAGAACGAGAGUCAGUGGUACGAUGUGUUGCUGGAACUCCACAUCAAAUCUAGUUACAAACUGACAAGUGCAAUCAAUAAGUCGGAAGAUCGCAGGGAAUUGCCUACAGUCCCGCAACCCACCCACACAAUUGAGUGGCUGGCUCGCACCAGUUUCAGACAUCACCCCAUUAAUGUUCCGCAACAAAGAAAGCACAAGGUUGCUAAAAGACAAGUGCAGCAUUCUCAACUUGACACCUCCUUCCUUGUCCAUUAAAGAAGGAACUC
Molecule: messenger RNA, 410 nt
Organism: Magallana angulata
Lineage: Eukaryota; Metazoa; Mollusca; Bivalvia; Ostreida; Ostreidae
Exons: 4
Coding region: 67-399 (110 amino acids)
Source: RefSeq, a predicted model, not a curated record